This is a messenger RNA of Suricata suricatta (meerkat), 2885 nucleotides long. It is a transcript of the gene PRKCI, whose product is annotated as protein kinase C iota. The record is from RefSeq and is a predicted model, not a curated record. Lineage: Eukaryota; Metazoa; Chordata; Mammalia; Carnivora; Herpestidae. Gene Ontology annotation, biological process: protein phosphorylation. The coding region runs from base 377 to 2071 and encodes 564 amino acids. The transcript has 19 exons. Gene Ontology annotation, molecular function: protein binding; diacylglycerol-dependent serine/threonine kinase activity; ATP binding.
GAGGAGUGGGGUGAUGCCGGGGCGGGAAGGAGGGGAGAGCCCAGGAGGCCUGGCAGUGCCCGCCCAACCCUACCCAGCCUCCGCGGGCCCCUGGCGCGGGCAUCCGUGACAAGGCUGCCCGCGGGGCCCACCUGCAGGGAUGACAGCGCCUGAGGGGCCCACUGGGGCUCACCUCCCGGAAGACCCCAGCGGUCGGAGUCCCUGGGGUGACUCUGCCGGCAGGGCCCUGCCGAUUCGGGAUCACACGGCGAAGAGGCGCUCCCGCCUGGAGGCCAAGUCACCAUCAUCUUUCUCCUGGACCACUGCACUAGACUUCUGACAGGUCACCCAACUUCUAGUCUUGUUCCUCUACAGUCUGUUCUCUACACAGGAUAUCAUGAUAACACAUUUUGAACCUUCAAUCUCCUUUGAGGGCCUUUGCAGUGAGGUUCGAGACAUGUGUUCUUUUGACAACGAACAGCUUUUUACCAUGAAAUGGAUAGAUGAGGAAGGAGACCCAUGUACAGUAUCAUCUCAGUUGGAGUUAGAAGAAGCCUUUAGACUUUAUGAGCUAAACAAGGAUUCUGAACUCUUGAUUCAUGUCUUCCCCUGUGUACCAGAACGUCCUGGAAUGCCCUGUCCAGGAGAAGAUAAAUCCAUCUACCGUAGAGGUGCACGCCGCUGGAGAAAGCUUUACUGUGCAAAUGGCCACACUUUUCAAGCCAAGCGUUUUAACAGGCGCGCCCACUGUGCUAUCUGCACCGACCGAAUAUGGGGACUUGGACGCCAGGGAUAUAAGUGCAUCAACUGCAAACUCCUGGUUCAUAAGAAGUGCCACAAACUUGUCACAAUUGAAUGUGGGCGGCAUUCUAUGCCACCGGAACCAAUGAUGUCCAUGGAUCAGUCAUCCAUGCAUUCGGACCAUACACAGACAGUAAUUCCAUAUAAUCCUUCAAGUCAUGAGAGUUUGGACCAAGUUGGUGAAGAAAAGGAGUGUUCUCAACAGGCAAUGAACACCAGAGAAAGCGGCAAAGCGUCAUCCAGUUUAGGUCUUCAGGAUUUUGAUUUGCUUCGGGUAAUAGGCAGAGGAAGUUAUGCCAAAGUAUUACUGGUGCGAUUAAAAAAAACAGAUCGUAUUUAUGCAAUGAAAGUUGUGAAAAAAGAGCUAGUCAAUGAUGAUGAGGAUAUUGAUUGGGUGCAGACAGAGAAGCAUGUUUUUGAGCAGGCAUCCAAUCAUCCUUUUCUGGUUGGGCUGCAUUCUUGCUUUCAGACAGAAAGCAGAUUGUUCUUUGUCAUAGAGUAUGUAAAUGGAGGAGAUCUAAUGUUUCAUAUGCAGCGACAAAGAAAACUUCCUGAAGAACAUGCCAGAUUUUACUCUGCAGAAAUCAGUCUAGCAUUAAAUUAUCUUCAUGAACGAGGGAUAAUUUAUAGAGAUUUGAAGUUGGACAAUGUAUUGCUGGACUCAGAAGGACAUAUUAAACUCACUGACUACGGCAUGUGUAAGGAAGGCUUACGGCCCGGAGAUACAACCAGCACUUUUUGCGGUACUCCCAAUUACAUUGCUCCUGAAAUUUUAAGAGGAGAAGACUAUGGUUUCAGUGUCGACUGGUGGGCUCUUGGAGUACUGAUGUUUGAGAUGAUGGCAGGAAGGUCUCCAUUCGAUAUUGUUGGAAGCUCUGAUAACCCUGAUCAAAACACAGAGGAUUAUCUCUUCCAAGUUAUUUUGGAAAAACAAAUUCGCAUACCACGUUCUCUGUCUGUAAAAGCUGCAAGUGUCCUGAAGAGUUUUCUCAACAAGGACCCAAAGGAGCGACUGGGUUGUCACCCUCAGACAGGAUUUGCUGAUAUUCAGGGACACCCGUUCUUCCGAAAUGUUGAUUGGGAUAUGAUGGAGCAAAAGCAGGUGGUACCUCCCUUUAAACCAAAUAUUUCUGGGGAAUUUGGUUUGGACAACUUCGAUUCUCAGUUUACUAACGAACCUGUCCAGCUCACUCCAGAUGAUGAUGACAUUGUGAGGAAGAUUGAUCAGUCUGAAUUUGAAGGUUUUGAGUACAUCAAUCCUCUUUUGAUGUCUGCAGAAGAAUGUGUCUGAUCCUCAUUUUCCAACUAUGCAUUUCGCUUGUGUUGCCAUUUACUGCAUGAAUAAACUCGUUGCCAGCCUGGAUACAGUGAACCAUUUUCUAUUUCUUACCUACAGAAAAAGCAUUCAAUACCUUCUGUUGUUGACUGUAAGAGUCAGUUAUUACAUCUAACUGUGAAAAAAGAAAAUGAAACUAGUUUCCAGACGGCCGUGUCAACAUUUAGUUACACUGGUGAUCCAGCAGCCUACCGAUGAGGAGUGAGGUUGUCCUUUUUGUUAAAGGAUGUACUUAACCACCGCUUUCAAGGCACGUGGUGGGAUUAUGUCCUAAGCCUCCCGUGAUUUUUGUCAUUCUUCAUUUAGUCCUUAAAGUUUUUAAUUUUGGAAUAGAAGAGUAAUUCAAAAUACAACUUAUUGUAUUACCUAUUACUUUCUCAGUUCUUUGUGUUUAAAUAUUCAGCUGUAAAUUUCAUUGCCUUGGAUAAUUAAGUUAUUGAUUUUUAAGGCAACAGAUAUUAAAUUGGUAAUAAAGGAUGUCACUUGCUUAGAAUUAGGAAAUACAAGUUCUCCUUGAGGAAAAAAAGCGGGCACAUUUUAUUAAGUAUCAGAUUCAAAUCAUUAGCUGUUUUUGAAAAACUGAUGACAGUAAUUUCUUAGUAUAGGGGUGUCAGCUCCUGACCUAUCCCUUCAGCCAUAAUUCUAACUGGACUGUUGAUAACUGUCAUUCAGAGAACCCAGGAUGCAUUUGAAUGGAGCAUUUCUCAGCAUAUAGAAAGGAAAAAAUAUAGAAAUUUAAAAAAAUUUUAACUAAAAAAAAAAACCAAAA